Messenger RNA from Silurus meridionalis, 4491 nucleotides. It is a transcript of the gene lrpprc, whose product is annotated as leucine-rich pentatricopeptide repeat containing. Gene Ontology annotation, molecular function: protein binding. NCBI's taxonomy places the organism in Eukaryota, Metazoa, Chordata, Actinopteri, Siluriformes, Siluridae. The record is from RefSeq and is a predicted model, not a curated record.
GUCCUUCUUCCACUCUAUUGCAGGUUAAACAUGGCUGCGCUCUUAAGAUCCACUCGGCUGCUUAAACUCUCGCCUUGUCCUUUGCUGCGAGGAAAAAUAAACAACCAGGGACACCCGAUCCAUCGCCUAUACAGCAGAGCAGUUGGUGUGAAAGGAAUCGAGGCUUGUCCGAGACAAACCGCUUUAAGAUCGGUGUGCUCGAACAGGUCCGCUUGGUUCUCUGCAGGUCUGCGCUGCUUCAGUGUUGCCACAGAGAGUAAAGGUGUGGUGAAAGAUGAACCCAGCGUCGCUUUACGCACAAAACAGGCCCAGCAGUUCGACUGGGCUCUCGCUAAACUCGACAGCUCGGUCAGACGGACCGGUCGCGUCACCAAAACGUUGAUUCAACGCAUCUUUCACGACAUCUGCCGUACAGGAUACCCCAGCAGUAAUCAGGCUCUGCUGCUGUUGAGGAGUUGUGGCUCACUGCUGCCCGAGAUGCCACUUGAAGAGCGCAGUGAGCUGGCACAUCGGAUCUGGGAGAAGCUGCAGGAGUUGGGUGCUGCAUAUGAUGUAAGCCAUUACAACGCGCUACUCAAAGUCUACCUGCAGAAUGAGUUCAAGUUCUCGCCUACUGAUUUUCUCAGCAAAAUGGAAGUGGCCAAUGUUCAGCCCAACAGAGUGACGUAUCAGAGACUGAUUGCAGCGUAUUGUCAAAAUGGAGAUAUUGAAGGCGCAAGUAAAAUUCUGGGCUUCAUGAAGAGCAAAGACUUGCCCAUCACAGAGGCAGUGUUCAACUCUCUGGUGACUGGUCACAGCCGAGCCGGAGACAUGGAGAGUGCAGAAAACAUCCUGUCCGUCAUGAGAGGGGCCGGGAUUGAGCCAGGCCCGGACACUUAUCUAGCUUUACUAGUGGCUUAUGCUGAAGAGGGGAACAUGGGCAAAAUCAAGGAGACUCUGAACACAGUGCAGAGCAAAGACGUCAGUCUGAUGGACAGAGACCUGAUGCAGGUGGUGUUCAGUCUCGCCAAAGCUGGCCAUCAGCAAUAUGUGCCUGAAAUAGUGGAGUGCAUGCGGCAUGAGAGGGGCUACGUGCCAGAUGCGAUGAACCUGUGUUUGAGUCUGACCACCCAGGGCUUUGAGGACACUGCAUUUACUGUGCUAAAAAGCUUUCCCGGAUUGGUCAGAGUUGCAGGACGGGAAACUCUAAACAUGGGCAACUUCUUCCUCCGUCACUGCGUGAACAUGAACAAGUCACCUGAAAAGUUGGUCUAUUUCUGCACACAACUAAAGGAAUCCAACCUUCACUCUUCACCACAGCAGUUUACACUGUAUUGCGCUCUGGAGUCCAAGAACACAGCUUUGGCCAUAGAGGUGAUGAAGAAAAUGAAGGAAGAAGGAUUACCCAUCAGGCCUCACUACUUCUGGCCCCUUUUAGUCAAGCACCAGAAAGACAAAAACACACAAGGUACUCUGGAGGUGCUGAAGGCCAUGCAAGAGCUGAACAUUCAUCUUGAUGUUGACACUUACUCCACCUACAUACUGCCUACUUUCUCCUCAGUGGACAGUGCUCGUGUUGCUCUUAAGGACGCUGGCUGUGCAGUCGACAAUGGCGAAUUUAUUGCAGCAGAAGUGCGAACGGUGGCGGCGAGUGGAACUCUUUCUGAGCUGUAUGCUCUGUUAACUUUACCCUCCUUCCCAGUCAUUUCUCUCAGCUCGUUCAGAGGAAGCCUGAUCAAUGGCUUCAGGGGGUCUAAAGAUGUGGAGAACAUGGCCAAGAUCACAGAGCUGCUUUAUAAAGAUAGCCGCUUUGGUCAGACUGACGCAGAACGAGCAGAAAACACGGCCUACUUUCUUUUUAACCUUUUUGAUGGAAUGACCGAGUCGGAGGUACAGGCUAAAGAAGAGAUUUUGAGAGAAUACCUUCAUCAGCUCAGUAACAUGAACAUCUUCAUUCAUAUGAACAUCUACAGAGGAAUCAGGAAUAUCCUAAACUUGUACCAUGUGCCAGAGCUCACCAAGGACGUUCUUGCUCUAGUGGACAAACAAUCGAGAGAUGAUGAUGUUGCAGAGUCCAAGGUUUUUGAUGGGAAACUAGCCGUUCAGGAGAGAAGGCUGGAGGAGCUGAAAUCCAAAGGGAAGCCGGUUGGAAACUUAUUCAGACAGCUCAUCGCUGCUCUGUGUGCUGAGGAGAACCUGGCCCAUGCUCUGGAGCUAAAAGCUCAGUAUGAGGAUGAAAUGACUACUAGUUGCUACGCCCUGCUCAUCAACCUAUGCUGUCGUCACGACAACCCAGAGGAGGCGCUCAACCUGAAGAGAGAGCUAGCUCGUAAAGACUCGGAGGUUAUGCUGGAUGCCAACAAAUACAUGAGCUUGGUCAGGGUGCUCGCCAAACAUGGCAGGAUUGAAGAGGCAGUCGACAUCCUGAAAGAGAUGAAGGAGAAGAAUGUGCGGAUGUUGGACACCACGGUCACCCGGUUGUUCCACAUUCUCAACAACGCCUCUGUGAAAGGGGACGUCGCCACCAUUCGGCACCUGCAGGACACGGUGUUCACCUUAGGCCUGGUCAAGCCCACCAGCAACCUCUGCUCGCCACUGGUUUCUGCGUACCUGGAGCGUGGGGAUGUGAUCGGAGCUCUGGAGGCCAGCAUAGAGUGCCAGAAGCAGUACAACCAAAUGCCCCGGAUUCAUGACAUCAUCUGUCACCUGGUGGAGAAAGGAGAGACUGAGCCACUGCAAAAAGCUAUGGACUUUGUGAGCCAGGAGCGUGGCGAAAUGAUGAUGCUCUACGACCUUUACUUCGCUUUCUUGCAGACGGGCCGCUACAAGGAGGCACGCAAAAUCCUUGAGACUCCAGGUUUAAGGGCACGAGCUGGUCGCCUGCAGUGGUUUGCAGAGAGGUGCAUUGCAUCUCAGCAGAUGGAGCCUCUUGAAAACAUGGUGGAGAUGACCGCAAAGCUGUUUGAAUGUGACCGAGACGAAAUGUACCACUACAUGCUGCGCCUCUGCAAGGACACAAAUGACUGGCAAAAGGCUGAAGCGGUCUGGACCAAGAUGCAGGAGGAGAAUGUGAUCCCAAGAGAAAGAUCCCUGCGUCUGCUUGCUGAUAUCCUCAGGAGCAACAACCAGGAGGUGCCCUUUGACAUGCCUGAGUCGUGGUAUGAACAACCAGAGUCUGAGGAGCAUUCUGAGCAUGUCAAGGAGGAGAGUCUAAAAAUGGAGAAUAGUACUGGUUUCAGCAUAUCUCCUUCAAGAGACACUAAACCCCAUGACUAUUACCGCAGUGUUUUGACCCUGAGCAAAAAAGGGAAAGUUGAAGAGGCCUGUAAGGUGGUGAAGGAGGCACACAGGAAGGGUCUGGCUCUGGGAGCUGGUUCAUAUGACAUCCUAAUCAAGGCCCUGCUGGCCAGAGGAAACCUGAAGGACGCCAUGGAAGUAAAAGACAUUGCUUCCAAAUAUAUUGCAGAUUUCAAGCUGAGUGAAAUGGCCAACAACCUCCAAAUAGUCACACUAGUAAAGCAAGGAGACAUUAAAGGAGCUUUGGUCAGUUUUAAGGACAUGCUGCAGAACGAGCAAGUGCCCUCCAUACUUGCUAUUACCCGAUUGGUCCAGGGAAUGGGUAGUCACGGAGACAUCGAGGGCAUCCAGGAAGUGGAGAGCAUGGUUAAGGAUUUGGGGACCUCAGUCAACCUGUCCUACAUGCUGUAUUUGAACAACAAGGCUUUGGCUUAUAUCAAAAACGGAGACUUGGACAGUGCAGUGGAAGGCCUCGAGGCUUUGUACACCCAAAACUCAGAUGGGCUACAAAAAAGCAUUGCAUUUGUCUUCCGUAAAGUACUCGAAGCCAACAACGGUGAUGCGCUUGAUAAACUGAGCGCUAUGUCGGAGCGGCUGUGUAAUCAGUUUGCCAUCUACAGACCUGCCACAGACCUCUUCCUGCAGUACAUAGAUGCAGGCAGGACAGAGGACGCCAAGUUCUUGCUCCAGCGAUGUGCAGCAGUGACUGAGCAGAAGGAUUUAAUGGUGGCCUACAUGACCAAAGUUUCACAGAUUCCAGGGCAGACUGCCAAGAUCAAGAAUCUGCUCGAACUCAUGCCAGAUUUUGAGAGGGAGAAUGCGUUCACGUUCCUUUUAAAGUGUUAUAGUGUGGAUAAAGACUUGACCUCAGCUAAGGCUCUUUAUCAGCAGAUGCUGGAUGAAGGACUGCAGGUGAACGAGUUGUCUCUGAAGAGACUGGCGCUGCUGUACAAGAAUGCCGGCGAGGACGUGCCCUUCGAGGAACCUCCGGAGACUUUCAAGUUCUACGCAGACAAACUGAAGGCCUCACAUACCCAGAGUUCAACAGAAAACUAGAAUCUCAUUUUUUGUUGUUGUUUUUGUUUUUUUAUAUAUGUAUGCUCACAUCCUGUGAAGUUAUUGAGCCUCGGUAAACUAGUCAUUACAAGUGCAGUGAAAAAAAAAACAAUAAACUUAUGUACAGAAGUAUUUAUGCUAAUAAAUGUGUUACACGUG